UGGACAGCGGAUUGUAUGUGUGUGAUUGGAUUCCCUCGGCUGUGUUCUCUCUCUACCUCGCUCGCUCAUGGACCUCUGUGGAGCUGCGGAUUCUGCUCGGCUCUGCUCUCUCUGAGGAACGCCGUGUCUGUCGGAUUUACUCUGCAGGGACUUUUUUUGUCUCCUUUUCUCGCUGGAACUGGAAAAACACAGCAGGUGAUGGAGGAGGCCGGGCUGAAGCCUCAGGUACUGCGCCGCGGUUGGCUGAGGAAGCAGGGCGGCUUCGUGAAGACGUGGCACUCGCGCUGGUUCGUCCUGAGAGGAGAUCAGCUCUACUACUACAGAGACGAGGACGAGACCAAAGCUCUGGGGGCCAUUUUCCUGCCUGGCAACAGAGUCACGGAGCACCCCAGCAACGGAGAGGAGGCGGGAAAGUUUCUGUUCGAGGUCAUUCCAGGGGGCGACAGGGAGCGGAUGACAGCCAACCAUGAGACUUACUUGCUCAUGGCCAGCACACAGAACGACAUGGAGGAUUGGGUGAAGACCAUCCGCAGGGUCAUAUGGGCUCCGUUUGGAGGAGGCAUUUUUGGCCAGAAGCUGGAGGAGACGGUGCGGUACGAGCGUCGCUAUGGGAACAAGCUGGCCCCCAUGCUGGUGGAGCAGUGUGUGGACUUCAUCAGGCAGUGGGGUCUGCAGGAGGAGGGGCUAUUCCGCCUUCCCGGCCAGGCCAACCUGGUCAAGGAGCUGCAGGACGCCUUCGACUGCGGAGAGAAGCCGUCGUUCGACAGUAAUACAGAUGUGCACACAGUGGCGUCUCUGCUGAAGCUGUAUCUGCGCGAGCUUCCUGAGCCCGUGAUCCCCUUCUGCAAGUACGAGGAGUUCCUGGCCUGCACCAAACUUCUCAGCAAGGACCACGACGCAGGAAUGAAGGAGUUGAGAAGACAAGUGGAAAGUCUACCUCUAGUGAACUAUAAUCUGCUGAAAUACAUAUGCAGGUUUCUGGAUGAAGUGCAGUCGUAUUCCGGAGUGAAUAAGAUGAGUGUGCAGAACUUGGCUACAGUUUUCGGGCCAAAUAUUCUGAGGCCCAAAGUGGAGGAUCCAGUGGCAAUAAUGGAGGGGGCGGUUCUGGUGCAGCAGCUCAUGGCCGUCCUCAUCGGCCAGCACAACGUCGUCUUCCCCGCGGUCGAGGACAGCAGUCCCGGCGCUGUGGAGCUGAGCAACAACAACAACAACGACCCCUCCAAACGGGCCACCGGCCAGCAGCAGAACAAAGAGAAUAACAACACCAGCCCCCGGUGCACCUGGGAGUCCCCCGACUCGCCCACUCGGGUCGCAUUGGAUAACGGUUCUCCUCGUUCAGGAAGCCCCCGGAAUGGACCCACAGUCCCACGCUUCGAGUUUGAGGUGACCCGCAGUCCGCCUCUGAUGGUGAAGAAGAACCCAGCGUUCAGCAAAGGCAGCAAAGGCAUCGUCACCAACGGCUCCUUCAGCUCUUCUUCCUCAUCCUCAGCCGAGGCCGGGCAGGAAAAGGGUCAGAUCCAGACGCUGCCCAGCACAGGCACUUUACAGUCCCGCCGCACCAAGAUGGGAGUGCAGAAUGGCGGCGUGCGAAUGGGCGUGUCCAGCACUGACGUGGUUAACGGGACAGCAAACGGCCGCAAUAACGGGCUCUGGUCUCCUGCUGGCUACGUGACGCUUCGGGAGGGAAAAGGACGGGAUGGCUGCGAACAGCAAAACCGCCUAUCCACCUACGAUAAUGUCCAGCAGGUAACAUCUGCACAGCCAUGUCUCAGCAGCAGCAGCUGUGAGGACAAGCAGAGUGUGGACAGCGCCACCUGGUCCACUUCAUCCUGCGAGAUUUCACUGCCAGAAAACUCCACCUCCUGCCGCUCGUCCACCACCACCUGCCCCGAACAGGACUUCUACACCGGAGCCUUCGAGGACCCACUGCUGGACGGGAUGGUGCAGGAGGAGCGAAGGGACGCUAAUGGAGGUGGAGGAGGGAGGGGCAGCAGGGGGACGAGCAGCAGCGAGAACAGCGAGGUGGCAUUUCCUCUGAGUAACGGAGCAAACAGCCACAGCGCCCUGCACAGUCUGGUGGGCAGCCUGAAGCAGGAGAUGCUGAAGCAGAAGAGCGAAUACGAGGCCAGGAUUAAAAGUCUGGAGCACCGUAACCUGGAGUUGGAGACCGAGAUGGUGACGUUGCGUGACGAGCUGGAGCAGGAGAGGAAGAAGUUCACCAUGGUGGAGAUCAAGCUGCGCAACGCAGAGAGGGCCAAAGACGACGCGGAGAAACGCAACGAAAUGCUGCAGAAGGAGAUGGAGCAGUUUUUCUCCACUUUCGGAGACCUGACCGCCGACCCUCGGCGCCCAGACCGAGCCAACACCAUCUGGAUUCAGUGAGCCGGGGGGGCAGGACUGAUCCGUGGACAAAGGGACGACUGUGAACCCUUCAGAGACGAUCCAGGACCAGCUUUCUUACCUGUAAUGGGCUCCACUCUGACUCGAACUUGACUAAGCUGUGUGGGUGAAGCUCAGUGAGCCAAAAGUCCAAACUGGACCGGUCCAGAACGGCAUAGUAAGAUUAUACCAUUUGGAUCCAGCCAGAUCAAAGAGAGGGAUUUUAUGCGGGUCCGCAAGUGAAGAAUGGAUGUCUUUACCCAAAGAAGGACACAAUCCUAGGAGACUGGAAAGGUUGCAUUAUGGGUUAUGGAGUCUUCAGCCUUAACUGAUGGAGCUGCUCUGAAAAGGCCUGCAGGAGAACCAAGAAUGUUGUGAUCCAACCAGAAAUGUCCUGUGACGUGUUCUCAUGCGUUCUGUGUAAAUAAAGCGAGAUCUUGGAGGCAGAGAUAAGAUGUAUGUAUAAAAAGCAAGCUAAGAUAUUUUAAUGUGUGUCUGAUAUUUAAGCGGAGAUUAUAAAUGUCACAUUUUAUCUGUUUUUAUACCGAGGCUUUUCCUUGCACUUAGCAUUUUGUUUCUGUUCUCAACACGGUACGUUGAUGUUGUUUAUCCUGGACUCCACUCUAGACUAGUCAGUUGAUCCGCUGUUGACUUUUUAAAGAGGAAUUCCACCGUUUUUCCAAAUUUCUGCAUAAGUGUGUGAGGUGUGAUCAGAGGUUCAGAGGGUUUGGUGUGAAACGGUUCAGACGUCUCUACAGUGGUGGUGAUGGGAACCAGGCG
Molecule: messenger RNA, 3159 nt
Organism: Pygocentrus nattereri (red-bellied piranha)
Lineage: Eukaryota; Metazoa; Chordata; Actinopteri; Characiformes; Serrasalmidae
Gene: arhgap24
Product: Rho GTPase activating protein 24
Exons: 12
Coding region: 16-2382 (788 amino acids)
Biological process (GO): negative regulation of ruffle assembly; negative regulation of Rac protein signal transduction; signal transduction
Cellular component (GO): focal adhesion
Molecular function (GO): GTPase activator activity
Source: RefSeq, a predicted model, not a curated record